AUGGCUACGUAUGAAGCAUUGUAUGGGCGGAGGUGUCGAACUCCAACAUGUUGGACGGAAUUGGGCGAACGAAGAGUUUUGGGCCCAGAGUUAGCAGCAGAUAUUGAGGAUAAGUGGAAGAAGGUGUUAAGGUUUGGACGGGAGGGGAAGUUAAGCCCAAGGUUCAUUGGGCCAUAUCGGGUUGUGAGGUGGAUUGGGCUAGUCGCUUAUCAGUUGGAAUUACCUUCUGAACUAAGCCAAAUUCACGACGUGUUUCAUGUUUCCAUGCUAAGACGGUAUCGCUCAGAUCCUUCACAUGUCGUGGCGGUUGAGGAAAUCGGGGUUAGGCCAGACCUAACUUUCGAGGAGGAGCCUAUACAAAUAAUUGGACGUGACGUUAAGGUACUGAGAAGGAAGUCCGUCCCAUUAGUCAAAGUGUUUUGGCGUAAUCACAAGGCUGAGGAGGCUACUUGGGAACCUGAGAAAGCAAUGCGACAUCAAUACUCUCAACUAUUUGGAUUAGUUAAGUGCUAA
This is a messenger RNA of Gossypium arboreum, 513 nucleotides long. RefSeq lists its product as uncharacterized. NCBI's taxonomy places the organism in Eukaryota, Viridiplantae, Streptophyta, Magnoliopsida, Malvales, Malvaceae. The transcript is spliced from 3 exons. The coding region runs from base 1 to 513 and encodes 170 amino acids. The record is from RefSeq and is a predicted model, not a curated record.